CCCUUUUACUGUCAAACAGUGCCAUUUGGCUUGAAGUCUGCUUCUCAUAUUACAUACACCAGUGCAGGUCUGAUUCGUCCAGCAAGCCGCUCACUCCCUGUGACGCUUGGUUGUUUUGUACACGUCAGCAGUCAAAGACUUGCACAGUGGAGAAGAUGAAACUGCUCCGUCACUUUCCUUUCUUCCUGUUACGAGCGGCACACACUGACAAGUUACCCCGCAGUCAGGGAUUAAAAGCAAGCACAACUUCUGUGGCAGCUGGCACGGUGUUGAGAGGAACAGGGAGAGAAGUUAGAUAAAUCAAACACGCAACGCAUAAAGAGGACUUCCCGAACAAUGUGAGCUGCCAUAAAGCAAAGGUUGCUUUUUGUAAUCUAUCAAAAAUGAGGUUUCGGCUGGUUAAAAAGAAUCUGCUGGUGCUUUUGGGGGUUUCGUUUGUCGUUUGGACUCUUUUGGUUUCUACCCGUGUGCUGUCAGUUCCAGAGAACGGCACAGGUGAUGUGGGAAAUCAAGCAUAUCAGGACACACGCUUAAGUGAAACAGUAAAGUUUGACUUUUCUGGGUCACUGUCAGAACUGACACAAUCUGUCUACAAUGCCAAUUACAAGCAGCAUGUUUUAAAUGUCAAGCAGUUUCCAGGGGAGCCCCAGCUGGUACUGGUCGUGCAGAUCCACAACAGACCAGAAUACCUCCAACUUCUCAUUAAGUCUCUGGAGAAAGCUGCAGAUGUCAGCAGCUUCCUGCUCAUCUUCAGCCAUGACUAUUUUUCAGCGGAAGUCAACGCCAUUGUGCAAGGGAUCACGUUCUGCAAGGUACUGCAAAUUUAUUUCCCGUUCAGCACUCAGCUCUAUCCCACUGAGUUUCCCGGGCAGGAUCCUAGGGACUGCCCACGGGACAUAUCCAAAGACAGUGCCCUCAAAACAGGAUGUCUCAAUGCAGAGCACCCAGACUCUUACGGACACUACAGGGAAGCAUCCAUCACUCAAACCAAACAUCACUGGUGGUGGAAGUUACACUUUGUGUGGGAGCGAGUGCAGGCAAUCCAGGGCUACAAUGGAUUUGUAAUAUUUCUGGAGGAGGACAACUACGUUCUACCAGACUUUUUCCAUUUCUAUAAAUCAAUGGUGGAAUUCAGGAGGAACACCUGCCCGGAUUGUGAUUUGCUUGCUUUGGGAAACCAUAAUGACUUUACUGGUUUCCCCACACUGUCUAACAAGGUAUUGACCACUGGGUGGAUGUCCACAAAACACAACAUAGGUAUGGCCAUCUCCAGAGAGUUGUACUACAAGAUGAUGGGCUGCAGCAAGGAAUUCUGCACGUAUGAUGAUUACAACUGGGACUGGACUCUGCAGCAUCUUUCUGGUGCCUGCAUUUCAAAGCCUAUAAAAGUGCUUGUGGCUCAGGGCUCCCGGGUUCUUCACACUGGGGACUGUGGACUGCACCAGAAGCAGAACUGCAGGCCAGAAUGGGCCUUGCAGAAGGUUGAGGAGGCGCUUGGCAAAGCAAAAGAUGGCCUUUUCCCUCCUUCUCUUGUCCUUACUGCUUCUGAAGCAGCUCAACACAAGGACCAUAUGAAGAAUGGAGGGUGGGGAGAUGUCCGAGACCAUGUUUUAUGCAAUAACUAUGCCAAACGUCUGUGAACUGUGCCUUUACAUCACGAUGUUUCAAAAUGUUCAGGCUGCACAUUUACAUCCAAAUUCACCACUUUUGUGUGUUUUCAUGAUCGAGAGGUCUUCCUCCAAAAAUCAGGUGUAAAUGAAUUCCAAGCAUGUUGUACAGUACAUACACUGCUUGAACUCUUCUGCAUUGCUUUUUUUUAUCUACAUCAAAAAAUAUACUUUUGCCAAAAACUGAAUUGAUAAAUUGUGUGUAUCAUGCAUUUAAUCUGAGAUUGGAUAGCGUCCAAUUUGGAGUGAACUCUGUCUCUCACUCCAAGUCAGCUGGGGUAGUCUCCAGUGACCCGCGACCCUAAUAAGGGCAACCGUAUAGAAGAUAGAUAGGUGCAUUAGAUUUUUCAAGCCAUAGAAUUCCAUCCAUUUGCCCAUCCAUUCUCACAAGACUUAUGGAGUGCUGGAAUCUAUCCCAGCAAACUUCGGGCUGCAGGUUGGGUACACCAAUCGCAUGGCACAUAGAAACAAGGAUUCACAUUCACAAUCACACCUAAUGGAAAUUUAGAGUCUCCAAUUAAUCCAUGUUUUUGGGACGCAGGAGGAAACCAGAGUGCCCAGAGAAAAGCCACGCAGGCACGGGGAGAACAUGCAAACUCUACACAGGUGGGGCUGGGUUUUGAACCCUGGUCCUCAGAACUGUGAAGCUAACGUUCUUAACGAGUCCCUUUUACAUGCCACCCAUAUAAUUCCCUUGACCAUUAGUUCCUUUUUUUAUUUUUUCUUCACAUUUGACAUUUUACACAACUUGGUCAAGUUUGCUGCUGCUUUAAUAAAACCUUAAGUUGGAGUCUUUUUCCUUUUUUUUUUAAAUACAUGUACUUUCAAUGGUACGAUUUCAAGUGCAGUUAAACUCGCACAUUUUUGGAAAUGUUAAACUAAUGCACAUAAUUGAAGAAAAGUUACUGAAUCCACACAUAAAGCAGCGCUUGUGUCAUUAGACUGUAAUAAUGGUUGUUCAAUGGACUUGAGGCCUUCCAUGUUAGCUCGCUUUCAUGAUCGUCACUGGUAUCAAACAUGACAACUUGAUUUAUUGAUUUUUGUUCCUGUGUGUUUGCUUUUGAAACAGGAGAAAUGUGGCCUUUUGGACUCUUGACCUGACGGGAUACCAAAAUGUACAUUUGUGAUACAAGCAAAAGGCAGAAUGCAUGAAUAUGAAUUGUGUUUUGUAAGUUUACAACUGAAUUUUAACACAGUCUUAUCAAUGAUGUAAUUGUGCAAAAGUGCCUUUUAAUGAUUCCUUUGUACCUCAGCCUGAUGUAAAAAAAACACACAGUAUUAAUCAUAAAUUAGAAGAGUAGGGGGCAAUGGAUGUCAAUGUUCAUUUCACAAAUGUUUAGUGGUUUGAAAUGAACUGUCACAUCUUGUUUUUUACACAGUCAGUAAUCUAAGAUUGUUCACUGAUGACAGUGCAACUAUAUGGGUAACCCAUAUUAGUCAUUCCUGGUGAAAAACCUGCGGCAUACUGCAAAUCGCACCCUCCAUAGAUUUCAUGAUUCUCAAGGUUAUUUCACGGGAUAGUGCAAAUGUGAUUUUUUAUUUUGUCUUGGCUAAAUUCUGAUAAUUACUCCUAAUAGCUGUUGUUGACUUUUUUUCUCAGAAUGGAGAAAGUUAAAAAUAUUGUCCAUAUUUAUCUGGGAUACAGUGCUUCUUGCUUAUGAGGCUUUGGUGAGUACUGGUGUUUAAACCGUACCAUUUAGUCAAUGUCAUUUUCUGUUGAGUUUUUACUUUAAAAUGAUAUUUCUGUGUGAAAAAGAGACAUUUGUGGAAAAUGUACUUUUGGUUGCUUGACCCUGUAUUCAAAUAGUUGUCUCCCCUGAGUGCCUUCCUACCCAUCAAGUGUGAAAUUAAACAACCAAGAGAAGCCUUUUGUUCGCUCCCUAUUUUUUAAAAUGUGUAUGUGAGCUCGAGUAAUUCAGAACUUUGCUCAACUGUUGAGUAACAGUGUUGUCAAUUUACAUUUAAGUUUACUCUUCCAAGAGAAAACCAGACACACUUAUCAAGGCACGGCCUGGCUAAACUUCCUGAAACAGUAUGUUCAAAAUUGAAGGUAAAUGAGCACUAGUGCAGCUUCUUAAAAGCAGCAUAUAACCCUCAGGUGCUCAGCUCAAUUGCGUGCUUGAUGCGGUGGCACUGGGGAAGUGCAGUACCUUAUGUUUGGUGAUGUGUACUUUACAUGCGCACCACAAACAUGGUUCUUCACACGAAGUGACACGUGACAUCAGUUUGUUGUUAACUCCAUCAGCGAAUAAAUGUUAUACUCAAGCCUUGUGGGCCCAGACGUGUCCUGCAAAAGCAAAUAAUAUGCAUCUAAUUCAAGUUUUUCGCUGUUCCACAAUUGCAAAUUGUCUUCAUUUUCAAUACUGAUGUGUAAUUCUGAGAUUCCAAGCAUUUUAAUUUUUUUUACCAAACCACUUUAGGAAAGAAACAGUUA
Syngnathoides biaculeatus (alligator pipefish) is the source of this 4101-nucleotide messenger RNA. RefSeq names its product alpha-1,6-mannosyl-glycoprotein 2-beta-N-acetylglucosaminyltransferase. NCBI's taxonomy places the organism in Eukaryota, Metazoa, Chordata, Actinopteri, Syngnathiformes, Syngnathidae. Gene Ontology annotation, biological process: oligosaccharide biosynthetic process; protein N-linked glycosylation. Gene Ontology annotation, cellular component: Golgi membrane; Golgi stack. The transcript is spliced from 2 exons. The record is from RefSeq and is a predicted model, not a curated record. Bases 384 to 1640 code for a protein of 418 amino acids. Gene Ontology annotation, molecular function: alpha-1,6-mannosylglycoprotein 2-beta-N-acetylglucosaminyltransferase activity.